Messenger RNA from Mytilus californianus (California mussel), 2099 nucleotides. Its product is annotated as heat shock 70 kDa protein 12A-like. NCBI's taxonomy places the organism in Eukaryota, Metazoa, Mollusca, Bivalvia, Mytilida, Mytilidae. Gene Ontology annotation, molecular function: ATP-dependent protein folding chaperone; ATP binding. Bases 166 to 1908 code for a protein of 580 amino acids. The transcript is spliced from 5 exons. The record is from RefSeq and is a predicted model, not a curated record.
UGUUUGUUAUUUCACAAUUGUGUGCAUUAAAGUGCUUAUUUAAAAUCUAUGGUAUGUGAUCAAGGUGAAUCGAUUCAAAAUAUUGACAGUUAUGAUCUUUACUAGAAUGUAAUUUUAAACUGGACGCAGUGUAUUAAGAGUACGUGAGAAUAGUCAAGGACAGGCAUGGCUUGUGCGGAGACGGUUAUAGAUCCGCUUUUAGUGGCCGCCAUUGAUUUUGGCACUACCUUUUCUGGAUAUGCAUUUGCCUUUAAGGGUGAUUAUCAAGAAGAUCCGUUAAAAAUAUCUGGAUACACCUGGACAUUGGGGUCGACGGCUGGACUUUCACUGAAGACACCAACUUGUGUCUUGUUUGAUCAUCAUGGAGAUUUUCAUUCCUUUGGAGCCGAAGCUGAAGAAAAGUACACAACUUUGGCAGAAAGUGAAACUCAUGAAAACUGGUACUUCUUCCGCAGAUUUAAAAUGCAGUUAUAUAGAAAUCAUGAAAUACCACGUGAUUUAACAAUCGAAGACGAUAAGGGUAAACAUUUGCCUGCUUUAAAGGUAAUUUCAGCAUGUAUAAAUUACCUGAGAGACCAUUUAAUGAAACAAAUUACUAAAAAAGACCUGCCCGUGAAGAAGACCGAGAUCACAUGGGUUCUUACAGUACCAGCCAUAUGGUCAGAUCCUGCAAAACAGUUCAUGAGAGAAGCUGCAGUAAAGGGAGGAAUUCCCAACAGUCAGUUGAUGUUGGCAUUGGAACCUGAAGCUGCUUCUGUCUAUUGCAAACAUCUUCCUGUGGAACGUUUGGCAGCAGGGGCAAAUUCUGCCCUGGGAGCGUUCUCUCCGGGGACCAAAUAUCUGAUUCUUGAUGCUGGAGGUGGCACAGUUGAUAUUACUGUCCAGGAAGUACAAACUGAUGGAACCAUCACACAACUGUAUAUGGCCAAUGGCGGUGACUGGGGAGGAACUAAAGUGGAUCAGGCGUUUGAAGAAUACUUGAUGGAGCUUGCAGGACCGGAGACGGUAUACAAGUUCCGCGAUGAAGAUAAAGCUGGUCACUUAGACUUGUGUAGAGAAAUUGAAAUUAAGAAGCGUCAAAUUAAACCAGAUCAGACAUCGAAAGUUACAUUUAAAGUGCCGAUUACUUUAAGUGAAAUAUUUGAGAGGGAAAAGGGGACCGAUUUCCGAGAAUCGUUGGCGUCGUCAAAGAGAGUACGAUGGGUUGGGGAUAAACUACGGGUUGAUCCAGAUGUUGCCCGAGGUUUCUUUGAUAAUGCGUGUCAGCAUAUAAUCCAACAUUUAAAGGGUAUAUUCAACGAGGCGAAAGUUAGAGGCACCAAUACUAUCCUAAUGGUUGGUGGAUUCUCAGAAUCGCCAAUGUUGAGGGAUGCAGUUGAAAAGGGAUUUCCAGGAAAAACUAUCAUUAUUCCUCAGGAGUCUGGUUUAGCCGUGUUGAAAGGGGCAGUACAGUAUGGAUACGAACCAAGAAUUAUAUCUACGCGGGUCUGUAAAGUUACUUAUGGUGUGCGAACAAAUAGAAACUUUAAAAAGGGUGAUCCAGAGAGUAAGAAAUUUGAUGCUGAAGGAACUUUAAAAUGUCGAGACUGUUUUAGUAAGCAUGUUGAGAUAGGACAGGCAGUCCAUAUUAACGAAGCCUUCGAAGAACAAGUGUACUACCCGUUAUAUUCCGACCAAACUGGGAUGUCUGUCCCAAUUUACACCUCGACUGAGAAAAAUCCACGUUUCACGGAUGAUCCGUCGUGUAGAUAUCUAGGAGAGCUCACUGUCAAUAUGCCAGAUACCAGAGGAGGGAAAAACCGAAAGGUAUCGGUCCAACUUACCUUUGGUGGUACAGAAGUAGAAGUUAAAGCCACUAAUAAAGGGACUGGAGAAGAAACAGUAGCUAAACUUAAUUUCCUUCGUUAAAUGCUAAACUGGUGCACCUACAGCAUAAAAUGCUUGUCCAUACAUUGUACGUAUAACACUGUUAGAUAUGCCUUGAUUUUAUUGAAGUACUGAUGAUAUUUCUUCUUGAUGUAAUUGCAAGAACAGUACGAUUUUGAUAAAUGUUUCAGCUUUAAAUAAAACGAAGUAUUUAUAUACUUGUAUUCAACAUA